This is a messenger RNA of Zerene cesonia (dogface butterfly), 7957 nucleotides long. RefSeq names its product acetyl-CoA carboxylase (gene ACC). Gene Ontology annotation, molecular function: ATP binding; acetyl-CoA carboxylase activity; metal ion binding. The transcript is spliced from 51 exons. The coding region runs from base 279 to 7262 and encodes 2327 amino acids. Gene Ontology annotation, biological process: fatty acid biosynthetic process. Lineage: Eukaryota; Metazoa; Arthropoda; Insecta; Lepidoptera; Pieridae. The record is from RefSeq and is a predicted model, not a curated record.
CGCGAGUCCGCGUGAAAGAAGCAUGCUUGUCAGGCUGUUUUCGAACAAAUUAAUCGUAAAAUAAAAUGAUGCGCACUUGAUCAUCACUAAUUAAUAAUUACAGUACAGUUUAAUCGCGAUAUUAUGACGUUUCGAUUGGAUUUUAUUAGCGCUUUCUUGACAUCGACUACCUGAUUAAUUCCUAGGGAACACUCGUUGGCUAAAUAGUUGGCGGGAAGACGUGCGUUUUUGAAUUUUUUUUAAAUGGCUGUGUUGUGUUGUGCUCCCUUUUUUAAUUGAUGUUAAUCAUUGCGUUUUUUGUUGGAGUUGUAUUUAUUUGUUAUGUUAUAAAAUCACUUCUUAAGGAGCGUGAGGAUUUUAUUAAAAGAAGUAUGGCUGACCAGGAUAAGGAGCAGGUUCGAUGCUCGUCGAGCGAAAGUGAUAAUUUUGAAAAAAUCGACUCGGAAGAGGCUAACGGAGAUGGUGAAAACGCCCACUUUCAAGUCGGUGAUGAGUCCCCAGAAGAUGAUGACGGUCCAGCCCAUGAGGGGGGUGACUUCUUUCCGAACGCCCCACCUCCUAACAUUCGCCGAAUGCUGACUCCAGCCCAGCAAUUGGCAUUAGCGGAGAAGAGAAGCCAACUGAGGCCAUCUAUGUCGCAAGGAACUGUGGUCCACAGCCAGCGAUUCCAAGAGAAAGACUUCACGGUCGCUACGCCGGAGGAGUUCGUUCGGAAAUUUCAGGGCACAAAGGCUAUUAAUAAGGUGUUGAUCGCUAAUAACGGUAUCGGCGCUGUAAAAUGCAUGCGCUCCAUACGAAGAUGGUCGUACGAAAUGUUCAAGAACGAGAGGGCUGUGCGCUUCGUUGUUAUGGUGACGCCGGAGGAUCUAAAAGCGAACGCGGAGUACAUAAAGAUGGCGGACCACUACGUGCCCGUGCCCGGCGGCUCGAAUAACAACAAUUACGCAAAUGUUGAGCUCAUUGUCGAUAUAGCAACACGCACGCAAGUGCAGGCGGUAUGGGCCGGCUGGGGCCACGCGUCCGAGAACCCGAAGCUGCCGGAAUUGCUGCACAGGGCCGGCGUGGUGUUCAUAGGGCCCCCGGAGAAGGCCAUGUGGGCCCUCGGUGACAAGAUAGCGUCGUCCAUUGUAGCCCAAACAGCUGAUAUACCGACUUUGCCCUGGAGCGGAAGUGAACUGAAAGCAGAAUACAACAGUAAGAAAAUUAAGAUUUCAUCGGAGCUGUUCGCCAGAGGGUGCGUGACUUCCCCAGAGCAGGGGUUGCAAGCCGCCACUAAAAUUGGUUUCCCAGUGAUGAUUAAAGCAUCAGAAGGUGGCGGUGGUAAAGGUAUCCGUAAAGUUGAGAACCCGGAUGACUUUAACAACAUGUUCCGUCAGGUACAAGCGGAAGUUCCCGGCUCGCCAAUAUUCGUGAUGAAGCUCGCAAAGUCCGCAAGACAUUUGGAAGUACAAUUACUUGCCGAUCAAUAUGGAAAUGCUAUAUCUCUGUUCGGGCGUGACUGUUCGAUCCAGCGCCGACAUCAGAAGAUCAUCGAGGAGGCGCCCGCGGCGGUCGCCAAACCGGAUGUGUUCAUUGAGAUGGAGAAGGCAGCUGUACGUCUAGCCAAGAUGGUCGGCUACGUGAGCGCCGGCACGGUGGAGUACCUGUACGAUCCGGCCACCGGACAGUACUACUUCCUGGAGCUGAACCCGCGGCUGCAGGUCGAGCAUCCCUGCACUGAGAUGGUGGCUGACGUUAACCUGCCGGCUGCACAGUUGCAGAUAGCGAUGGGGCUGCCCCUGUACCACAUCAAGGACAUCCGGCUGCUGUACGGCGAGUCGCCGUGGGGCAGCUCGCCGCUGGACUUCGACGAGCCGGCACAGCGGCCCUCGCCCUGGGGGCACGUCAUCGCCGCGCGGAUCACCUCGGAGAACCCGGACGAAGGAUUCAAGCCGUCAUCGGGCACAGUCCAAGAGCUGAACUUCCGCUCGUCCAAAAACGUGUGGGGUUAUUUCAGCGUCGCGGCAUCCGGUGGUUUGCACGAAUUUGCCGAUUCACAGUUUGGACACUGUUUCUCGUGGGGGGAGACCAGAGAACAGGCUAGAGAGAACCUGGUGAUAGCACUGAAGGAGCUCAGUAUACGAGGCGACUUCCGCACCACGGUGGAAUAUCUGAUCACCCUGCUGGAGACGCCUUCGUUCCAAGACAACAACAUCGACACCGCCUGGUUGGACGCGUUGAUCGCUGAGCGGGUACAAUCUGAGAAGCCAGAUAUAAUGCUGGGCGUGUUGUGCGGUUCGAUUCUCAUCGCGGACAGCAUCAUCACCACACACUUCCAGGAGUUUAAGAGCGCUUUGGAGAAGGGACAGAUCCAGAGCUCCAGCCAGCUAUCUAAUUCGGUGGAAGUGGAGUUGAUUCACAGCGGACUCAAGUACAAAGUGCAAGCGACCAAGUCCGGCCCCACCAGUUACUUCAUAGCAAUGAACGGUAGCUUCAAAGAGCUGGAAGUACAUAAACUGGCUGACGGAGCUGUAAGUGCACCUAAGUGUGUGAUGAAAAUGGUGAUGACGCUAUCUGCGCCCGAGUCCGGUAUAGUGACGUGGUGUCUGAGACCUGGUGCCGUGCUGGAUAUGGGAUCUCUUAUGGGAACUCUUGAAUUGGACGACCCCUCUCUAGUCACAACGGCUCAACCGUACAAGGGGCAGUUCCCGCUCGGCGAUAGCUCAUCCGUUUCGGAGAAAUUGAACCACGCGCACAAUAAGUAUAGGGCUAUAUUGGAGAACACUCUAGCAGGCUACUGCCUCCCGGACCCGUACAACACGCCGCGUCUCCGCGAGGUGGUGGAGAAGUUCAUGCAGAGCCUGCGGGACCCCUCGCUGCCGCUGUUGGAGCUGCAAGAGGUGCUAUCCUCGACGUCUGGCAGGAUACCGCUCUCCGUGGAGAAGAAGGUCCGCAAGUUGAUGGCGCUGUACGAGCGGAACAUAACCAGUGUGCUGGCGCAGUUCCCCAGCCAGCAGAUAGCCAGCGUCAUCGAUCACCACGCAGCCUCUCUAUCGAAACGUGCGGACAGAGAUGUGUUCUUUAUGAGUACGCAAGCUCUUGUGGUUCUAGUGCAAAGAUAUAGGAACGGCAUACGCGGCAGGAUGAAGGCGGCCGUACACGACCUGCUCAAGCAAUAUUUCCAAGUCGAGAGCAACUUCCAACUGGGUUCGUACGACAAAUGCGUGAUGGCUCUACGCGACCGUUACAAGGAGGACAUGCAAUCCGUGGCUAAUAUAAUAUUCUCGCACAACCAAGUGGCCAAGAAGAAUCUUCUGGUGACGAUGCUGAUUGACCACCUGUGGUCGAACGAGCCGGGGCUCACGGACGAGCUGGCGGCGACGCUCAACGAGCUCACCUCGCUGCACCGCGCCGAGCACAGCCGCGUGGCGUUGCGGGCUAGGCAGGUGUUAAUAGCGGCCCACCAGCCGGCGUACGAACUGCGUCACAACCAAAUGGAGUCGAUAUUCCUCUCGGCCGUCGACAUGUACGGGCACGACUUCCACCCGGAGAACCUGCAGAAGCUCAUCCUAUCCGAGACAUCCAUUUUCGACAUACUGCACGACUUCUUCUAUCACACCAACGCGGCGGUGUGCAACGCAUCACUGGAGGUGUACGUGCGGCGUGCGUACACGUCGUACGAUAUAACGUGCUUGCAGCACUUGGCGCUGUCCGGCGAGCUGGGCGUCGUGCACUUUCAGUUUGUUUUGCCCUCCGGACACCCCAAUAGGAUCCCCAUCAGCCAGUCGGAGAUCGAGCUGGCGUCGGCGGCGGACGCGGAGGGCGUGCCCGGCGAGCUGUCGACGGCGGCGCAGCGCAAGUGCCACCACCGGACCGGCGCGCUCGCCGCCUUCGACUCCUUCGAGCACUUCGUCGAGUACGCGGACGAGCUGCUCGACCUCGUGCACGACUUCGCCAGCACCGCCACCGUGCGCCGCGAGGACUUACAAGCACUCCAAGAAGGCAGUGAGAGCCGCGACAGCACCAGUAUCAACGUCGGCACGGAUUAUAGCAAGAUCGUGGAAGAAGACGUGCCGCUGGAGCCGAUCCACAUCCUGAUGAUCGGCAUCCGCGACGCGGGCGAGACGGACGACGGCGCGGUGUCGCGCCGCUUCGGCCACUUCUGCCGCGUGCACGCGCGCGACCUGCACCAGAAGCGGAUACGCAGGAUCACCUUUAUGCUGCUUAUCAAACGCCAAUUCCCCAAGUUCUUCACGUACCGCGCCCGCAACGAGUUCAAGGAGGACACCAUAUACCGCCACCUGGAGCCGGCCUCCGCCUUCCAGCUGGAGCUGUACCGCAUGAGGAGCUACGACCUGGAGGCGCUGCCCACCAGCAACCAGAAGAUGCACCUGUACCUGGGCAAGGCCAAGGUAAAGAAAGGACAAGAGGUGACCGACUUCCGUUUCUUCAUCCGGUCCAUCAUCAGGCACCAGGAUCUCAUCACUAAGGAAGCCAGUUUUGAAUACCUGCAGAAUGAAGGAGAGAGAGUGCUCUUAGAAGCAAUGGAUGAGCUGGAAGUGGCGUUCUCUCACCACUUGGCCAAAAGGACGGAUUGUAACCACAUCUUUUUGAACUUUGGACCCACCAUACUCAUAGAUCCGGCGAAGAUCGAGGAAUCCGUACUCGGCAUGGUGAUGAGAUACGGACCGAGGCUGUGGAAACUUAGAGUUCUGCAAGCCGAAAUAAGGUUCACUUUGAGAGUCGGCCCAGGGGCGCCAACCAAGAACAUUCGACUCUGUUUGUCCAACGGGUCUGGAUAUACGCUGGACAUAUCCACAUAUGAGGAGGUUUCCGACCCCAAGACUGGUGUGAUAAUAUUCCAAUCAUACGGACCGAAACAAGGGCCUAUGCACGGACUGCCGAUUUCGACACCUUAUGUCACAAAGGACUACCUGCAGCAGAAGAGAUUCUUGGCGACAUCGCAAGGGACCACGUACGUGUACGACAUUCCGGACAUGUUCCGACAGGCUGUUGAGAGACAAUGGAAGGAAUAUAUCGAAGAAGGCAUGGUAGAUGGACCUCAACCGGACAACGUGCUCAGUCUGGUCGAGUUGGUGUUGGAAAACGACGGCGAGAGGAAACUGGUUGAAGUCACUAGGCUGCCCGGCCAGAAUACUGUGGGUAUGGUGGCAUGGCGUUUGACCCUCUUCACACCCGAAUACCCGGAGGGACGAGAUAUAGUGCUCAUAGCAAACGACCUAACGCACUAUAUGGGGUCUUUCGGACCCCAAGAGGACUGGGUGUACUUUAGGGCUUCGGAGUAUGCGAGGGAAUUGAAAAUACCUAGGGUAUAUGUGAGCGUGAACUCGGGGGCCCGUAUCGGUGUGGCUGAGGAGGUGAAAGCGGAGUUCAAAGUCGCGUGGAUAGACGCAGAGAGGCCCGAGCGGGGCUUCCGCUACCUGUACCUGAGCCCCGAGGCGUUCUCGCGGCUGGGGCCCCAGGGCUCCGUGAAGACGCAGCUGAUUGAGGACGAGGGCGAGGCGCGGUACAGGAUCACGGAUAUUAUCGGCAAGGAGGACGGCCUGGGCGUGGAGUGCCUGCGCGACGCGGGGCUGAUCGCCGGCGAGACGGCGCAGGCCUACGAGGACAUCGUCACCAUCUCCGUCGUCACGUGCCGCGCCAUCGGCAUCGGCUCCUAUGUCGUCCGGCUGGGCCACCGCGUGAUCCAAGUGGAGUCCUCGUACAUAAUCCUCACGGGCUACAUGGCGCUGAACAAGGUGCUCGGCAAGCCGGUGUACGCCAGCAACAACCAGCUCGGCGGCGUGCAGAUCAUGCACAACAACGGCGUCUCGCACGCCGUCGCGCCCACCGACCUGGAGGCCAUCCGCACCACGGUCAAGUGGCUCUCCUACAUACCCAAGGACAAGCUGAGCAUGGUGCCGAUGAUCCGUCCGGCGGACCCGAUCGACCGGCCGGUGGAGUGGCACCCGCCGCGCGCCGCGUACGACCCGAGGCUGCUGCUCACGGGCGAGCCGGGCAAGCCGGGCUUCUUCGACGUCGGCUCCUUCGACGAGGUGAUGCGGCCCUGGGCGCAGACCGUCGUCACCGGUCGAGCUCGUCUGGGCGGUAUUCCAGUGGGUGUGAUAGCUGUGGAAACACGUACCGUGGAAUUCACUCUGCCAGCAGAUCCAGCUAAUUUGGACUCGGAGGCGAAAACCCUGCAACAGGCUGGACAGGUCUGGUUCCCGGACUCGGCAUACAAGACCUCCCAGGCCAUUAACGACUUCUCCCGGGAAGGUCUGCCCAUCUUCAUAUUCGCCAACUGGCGUGGUUUCAGUGGCGGUCAGAAAGACAUGUACGAGCAAAUACUGAAGUUCGGCGCGGAGAUAGUGCGCGCGCUGCGCAACGCCACCGCCCCCGUCAUAGUGUACAUCCCCCCCGGGGCCGAGCUGCGAGGGGGGGCGUGGGCCGUCGUCGACCCCAGCGUCAACUCCGCGAAGAUGGAGAUGUACGCCGAUCCCGAGGCUAGAGGUGGCGUGUUGGAAGCCGAGGGUAUCGUGGAGGUGAAAUUCAAACAAAGGGACAUAUUGAAGACCAUGCACCGGCUCGACCCGGAGCUGUUGCGGUUGGACGCGAGGAUAGCUGAAAUAAAGGAGCAAAUAAAGGAGAUAUCAAAGAAUCUAGACCGAAGGGGGUCAAUAGAUGACGUUCUUAUAAGGACAGAUGCGGGCGGACAGGCUGAGACUAAAAUAAGAGAGCUGGAUAGCGACCUGUUGGAGGCCGAGAAGAAAGUUAAGGCUCGUGAGAAGGAAUUGGCGCCGGUCUACCACCAGAUCGGCGUGCAGUUCGCGGAGCUGCACGACACGGCGGAGCGCAUGCUGGAGAAGGGCUGCGUGGCCGACGUGGUGGCGUGGCGCGGGGCGCGGCGCGCGCUGCACUGGCGGCUGCGGCGCCUGCUGCGCCAGGGCGCGCUGGAGCGCCGCGUGGCCGCCGCCUCGCGCCCCGCGCCCCUGCCCGCGGGCGCCGCCGCCGCCACGCUGCGCCGCUGGUUCGGCGAGGAGCGCGGCGAGCCGCACGCGCACGGCUGGGAGCACGACAACGAGGCCGUGUGCGCGUGGCUGGAGCGCCAGGCCGCCUCGCCCGACUCGCUGCUGGAGCGCAACCUGCAGGCCGUGCGCCGCGACGCCGCGCUGCGCGCCGUGGCCGCGCUGCUGCUCGACCUGCCGCCGCCCGCGCGCGCCGACCUGCUGCGCAAGCUGGCCGCGCUCGACCCGCUCGCGCCGCUCGACCUGCCGGACUAGCGCACGCACACCCCACACCCCCCCCACACACACACACCGCCAGCGCGGACGUUCCAAGUGCAUUUGUUAAACUAUUUUUUGUUGCAACGAUCGUUAUGUCUCUGUGCUGUCAUUUCACACGCGAACCGAAUUGGGGCCCGAUCGAAUAUAACGAAAUACAUAGAAGGGAAAUUUUGGUGAAUAACUCGGGUGAGUUGACUUCUAGGCGUUAAGUGUCAAAACGUCCAAAUCGAAGGUUAAUCGUAAAAUAUCAGUCUGAUUUUUAAGGUACUUCCUUAAUUGAAAAAUAAUGUCUGACAUGUGGUCCAGUUUUAAACUUGAUCUAGUUCUGACAAUUUAAAACCUUUGACCCUAAAAACUGUUUCACAUAAAUGAGGAAAAAUAGGGAUUUUUUUAAUAAUUAAUUUCUAAAAAUGUUAAGAGACAGUGAACCCAAGGUAUUCACCAAAAUUUGGCUGAACGUUUUUCGUUAUUUGACUGCUGCUUGUAUGUAAAAAUUGGCCUGGCCUUAGCGUGUUGUAGAGGGCAUAUUAUAUUUCUUUAGUUCAUUACGUCACCUGAAACUGUUUUAUAAUAAAAUUGUUGUAUGGGACCAUUUGUAUAUUGUUUGCUUUAGACGCGUUUCGGUUGUACGAGGGUUUUAGGAAAAUGUUUUGUAUAAUAUAGCAAAUGAAUAAAUAUAUUUAAUAUUUAUA